AUGUUGCUCACACUUUCUAACCCAGUCAAGCCCGACUUCGAUUACAAACCUCAUGCCUACUCUCCGCCAUUCUUACCCUCCAAGGUCCCUCGUUUUUCUCCAAAGCUUGAUCGUGGGUUCCCGCCCUCUCAGGCAAAUCAUUCCUCCUUCGCCAUGAGUACACCUCAUCGAGGCCUGCCUCCACCUUCAGCGAUGACGCUGCCUGACCCAGGUCGAGGACAGUCGUCGAUGCCUACUCCUCUGGGUGCAUUACCUCCGGCUCCGUCUCAGUGGCAAGGUGCAGAGGAUAGCAUGAAGAAUUGGUUAGCGGCAAAGACUGAAGAAGAAAGACGGAAGCAAGAAGAAGAGAGGACGCGGCAGGAAAGCCUGAAGCUUGAGCAGCGCAAAAUCGAGCAAUCAAUGCUUCGAGAGUCAAUCCAGGGAGGUGUGCCGCCUCACUUAGUACCGAUCAUUUUUGCGGGUAUCGGUGGAGGAAACCUUGCCAACAUCAGCGCCGAAUGGAUCCAGCAGUACACAGCAACAGUCCAAGCCGCACAUCAGCAGGUGCAGAUUCAAGCACAAUCACAGACGUCACCGGAUAUGCGACGAGACUCGAGGAUGAUCGGCCAGCCGCCGUACGCUGGACAAUCUUCGCAAUCUGUUCUACCACCAACUUCAGUAUUACCUGGGCAACCUUUGCCGUCGCAACCUCAACAGGCUCCGGCACCUUAUGGAGGGAUGAUGUCUCCACGCGCAAGAGCUUCUACAGUCAUUGGUGCGCCCACCUCUGCGCCACGACCUAACACUCAGUCGCAACUUCCUCGCCUCAGUACGAACGAAAUGCAAAUACAGCAUCCACCAAGCGCGAGUUCGGGCUCACAGCAAGGACAAUCUGGGCAACAAGAGCAAUCCUCGCCAUCCAUUUACUUCCACCAUUGGGUGCCCCCAUCAUCCGCCAGUCAGGAGAAGAGCUCAAGUGGCAAUCCGCCGGGGACGCCAUCAGGUAAAUACAAAGCCUCGCCCACAAAUCUCCCUCGUCAACGUGCGACGUCUCAUGCGUCUGACCUAGAACACACCAGCUCCCCCAAAAAGCGGAAGGCCCAAGGCCCACACCCGCCUCCUCCUCCGCCAACAUCAGCGCCGCAAUCACACACGUCUCCCUCUUUCUCGUACGUAUCGUCAUCAUCGACAUCAACACCGAGACGAGGGCACGCCCGAGGCCGUUCUGAUGCAUCUGCACGAGGACAUGAGGCCUCCAGCGCUCCUGUAAGCCGUCGUGGAACCGUCUCUGGGCUGGCACAAGAGGCGAUGCUGCGACAAGGCGAUUUCUCGGAAGACUCUCGACAUCCUGAAGCAAGAUCGCAUUUACAUUUGGAUCAAUCGCACACAAGCGCACAUCCGCACGGCGAUGGGCGAGGACCAGGCCAACAAUUGCACCCACCCAUUUCUAAACCUGAAACCCCGAAUUAUGGAUCGCAUCAGCAUUGGGAUCGGGCGCACAUGUCAUCCCCAAAACGGGAAACCGGGGAUCAUUAG
Messenger RNA from Parastagonospora nodorum SN15, 1515 nucleotides. RefSeq lists its product as hypothetical. The coding region runs from base 1 to 1515 and encodes 504 amino acids. Lineage: Eukaryota; Fungi; Ascomycota; Dothideomycetes; Pleosporales; Phaeosphaeriaceae. The transcript has a single exon. The record is from RefSeq and is a predicted model, not a curated record.